This is a messenger RNA of Haliotis rufescens (red abalone), 2343 nucleotides long. RefSeq lists its product as uncharacterized. The transcript is spliced from 3 exons. The record is from RefSeq and is a predicted model, not a curated record. Lineage: Eukaryota; Metazoa; Mollusca; Gastropoda; Lepetellida; Haliotidae. Bases 1 to 2343 code for a protein of 780 amino acids. Gene Ontology annotation, biological process: DNA integration; proteolysis. Gene Ontology annotation, molecular function: aspartic-type endopeptidase activity; nucleic acid binding.
AUGGUUGAUGACUGCGGGGAAGAGACUUCUGAUGAAGAUGAGUUUGUCUUUCUGUCACAAGGUGAGAAAACCAAAUCUCCAAAGUUCACCAUGAAGAUUAAUGGACAACCUGUUAUCAUGUUAGCAGAUUCAGGUGCAUCUAUCAACACAAUUUCAAAAACUGUGUACCAGUCCCUCCGACCUAAACCCAAACUACAAGAAUGCAGAACAAAGGUGUUUCCUUAUGGAAAGAAGGAACCAGUGCAUGUGCUAGGACGUUUCACAGCCACGAUUGCAUCGAAGACCGCAUCUGCUGAAGCGAAAUUAUGUGUCGUGUCUGACGUUGAUGAGUGUUUGUUGAGUUGGCAAAUGGCACAGGAACUUCAUCUGCUAAAAACACAUGAAUCCGUGUAUUCUUGCAAAUCUGAAGAUCUGAUAACAGAAUACAGUGAUUUGUUCACGGGACUCGGCAAGCUGAAAGAUCUGAAAGUACAGUUGCAUAUCGACAAAGAUGUUCAACCAGUGGCUCAACAGUACAGACGUGUACCAUUUCAUGUCAGGAAGGACAUAGAAACCCAGAUCAAAUCUGAUUUGGAACGUGACGUCAUUGAACGAGCUUCAGGUCCAACACCCUGGGUGUCUCCUUUAGUGGUAGUCCCUAAACCAAGUAGUCCUGGCAAGGUACAAACGCUUGAAUUUGGGAUCAACAGUGCUGCUGAAGUAUUCCAAGAAACCAUUAGACAAGCUGUCAGUGGUUUGAAUGGUGUCAUCAACAUCAGUGACGACAUUCUGGUCCAUGGGGGUGAUCAACAGUCACAUGACACAAAUCUACAUGCCUUGUUUGAACGUCUCCGUGAAAUGGGACUAACUUUAAACAGUGACAAGUGUGUUUUCAACAAGCAUUCCAUUGAGUUUCUUGGACAUGUGUUCAGUGAUGACGGCAUAACACCAAGCCAGGCAAAACUGUCUGUAAUCCUAGAUAAGCCACCACCCAAGAAUGUUUUGGAAGUGAGGAGCUUGCUUGGAAUGAUGAACUUCUGUGGUGCUCGUCAUGUUCCAAAUUAUGCGACACUCACCUAUGAACUCCGCAAGCUGACUCGCAAGGAUGCUCAGUGGGACUGGACAGAGAAACACCAAACAGCCCUUGACAACCUGAAAUCUGAACUGUGUAAAGCGACAACACUGAGUUUCUUUGAUCCACAAAAACAUACAGAGCUGUAUGUUGACGCAAGCCCUGUUGGUUUGUGUGCGGUGCUUACUCAACCAGAUUCAGAUGGAAAACCCAAAGUGAUUCAGUUUGCAAGCAGAUCGCUCACACCCACAGAACAGAGGUACUCUCAAACUGAACGGGAAGCUUUGGCUGUCACUUGGUCUUGUGAACAUUUUUACAUAUAUGUGUUUGGAUCAGUGUUUACCAUAUUCACCGAUCAUAAGCCAUUAACUACACUGUUCGGGAACCCAAAGGCACCGUUACCUCCCAGAAUUGAAAGAUGGGUGAUGAGGAUUCAGCAAUAUCAAUUCAAGAUUGUCUACAGACCAGGAGCAGAUAAUCUGGCAGAUUAUCUUAGUAGACAUCUAGUCCAGCAAUCUGCAAGUCAUAGAGAAGAGAAGAUUGCUGAAGAAUACAUUAACUAUGUUGUUACCACAGCAAUCCCUAAAACCAUGACGACAGACCAUGUUGCUAAGGCAACAAGGAAUGACCCAGUAUUACAAGCUGUUGUUCAGGCCUUGAACACAGGCAACUGGAAGUCAAGCAAUAAUGUAGACAAGGUGUAUGACUCUUUGUACAAGUGUCGUAAUGAACUGUCUGUCGCCAUGAACAAUCAAAUACUGUUGAAAGGUGCUCAAAUUGUGUUGCCACCAAGCUUACACAGACAAGCUGUUGAUCUAGCUCAUGCUGGUCACCAGGGCAUCGUGAAAACAGUUUCCCUGCUUCGUGAGAAGAUAUGGUUUCGUGGAUUGCACAAUAUGGUGGAACAUGUGGUUAAAAACUGCAUGACAUGUCAAAUCACAACUGAUUUGCCAGCACGUGAACCCCUCAAAAUGUCAGAAUUGCCAGAUGGACCAUGGCAAGAGCUUAGUGCUGAUUUCGGUCAGAUAUCAACUGGUGAAUAUCUGCUGGUGGUGCAAGAUGAAUAUUCACGUUAUGUCAUUGUAGACAUACUUAAGGGCAUCUCUGGUCGCAAUGUAAUUCCAAGACUUGAGAAAAUCUUUUCAGAGUUUGGGAUACUACAUCAGCUCAAGACGGACAACGGCCCACCAUUUAAUGGCUACGAGUUCAAGGCAUUGUUCGUGACAGAGACAAUUGCCUGUCCGACAUGUCCGAACAAGAGAUUAUGGAAGAACUCAAAAUCUAAGGAGUGA